AAAAAAAUUCAAUUCCAGUCUGCGAAUUUGCAGGGAAAAGAUCUAAAAUAAAGCGAGAAAGCAGUUAGUUUGUCCAAUUUUAAAUCGUCAUUAUGUCCGAAGCGCACUUUGAUGAGUACGAGCACUACAACUUCGACCAUGACAAGCACAUCUUCUCCGGCCACAGCGGGAAGCAGCGUUCUAAGAAGGAGGCCACCGAGCACACCAAUCACUUCGAUCCCUCUGGCCAUUCCCGCAAGAUUCUCACCAAGCUGAUGAACACCAACAACAACAAGAAGGCCUCCGCCUGCAAGAACUGAUGCAGGGCAUCGGAGACGGGCCAGCGGUACCGAGAGAGCAAAAAGUAACGGGGAAAGAAGGAAAAGAAAACUUCGAAUUUAAAGGAAAGAAAAGGAAAAUCAGUUGAAAUCAAUCGCAGCAAUCGCUGGAAGCAAAGAAAAGAGAGAACGAGAAAGAAUAACAAAAGCCACUUGGAAAUACACUUUGCAUUUGGAUUGUGCAUUGGGAUUUCAUGCGGCGCAAAACUUUGUGAACUUGUAAUAAUUUUAUUUCGCUUAUAUUUUCACAAACAAAAAAACAAAUAUUACUCUUAACUUCUUAAUAUUCCUAAACUAAUUCAGACUUACACGUUUUAGUUGCUAAGCCUUAGUGCGUUUCAAAUUAUGAAGUUUGAUUUAGGUAUUACAUAUAAAAUAAAAAAAAAACCAAAACUGAA
Drosophila elegans is the source of this 715-nucleotide messenger RNA. Its product is annotated as nuclear protein 1. The coding region runs from base 93 to 299 and encodes 68 amino acids. Gene Ontology annotation, cellular component: nucleus. The transcript has a single exon. The record is from RefSeq and is a predicted model, not a curated record. Lineage: Eukaryota; Metazoa; Arthropoda; Insecta; Diptera; Drosophilidae. Gene Ontology annotation, biological process: negative regulation of cell cycle; negative regulation of cell population proliferation; regulation of transcription by RNA polymerase II.